AUGGAGGCAAAGCGCAAGGUGUCGAAGGCAAGGGCUACCACUUGGUGCAGAUCUAAGAAUAAUAUUCCAUGUUUUGAGACUAGCGCUAAGGAUUCCCUCAAUGUUGAGCAGGCUUUCAUCGAAAUUGCACGACGGGCACUGCAGAACGAGGCGGCAAUGGCUAAGGAGCAGGAGCAGAUGUAUUUGUCCCAAACACUGAACUUGAAUAACCCUCCUGCGGAGAGCCAGAGCUCCAAUGUACAGCAGUGCGAGUGCUAG
Perkinsus marinus ATCC 50983 is the source of this 258-nucleotide messenger RNA. RefSeq lists its product as hypothetical. The transcript is spliced from 4 exons. Lineage: Eukaryota; Perkinsozoa; Perkinsida; Perkinsidae. The coding region runs from base 1 to 258 and encodes 85 amino acids. The record is from RefSeq and is a predicted model, not a curated record. Gene Ontology annotation, cellular component: late endosome; phagocytic vesicle; lysosome. Gene Ontology annotation, molecular function: GTP binding; GTPase activity. Gene Ontology annotation, biological process: phagosome-lysosome fusion.